Molecule: messenger RNA, 1589 nt
Organism: Aphis gossypii (cotton aphid)
Lineage: Eukaryota; Metazoa; Arthropoda; Insecta; Hemiptera; Aphididae
Exons: 13
Coding region: 657-1298 (213 amino acids)
Source: RefSeq, a predicted model, not a curated record
AGAAUAAGAAAUUCAAGUUAUUUGAACUAGAAAACAAUAUUCUUCAAACAUAAUUUUCAAGCAGACUAAGUACCUAUACUCAAAAUACACCGUGUAUACUUUCUACUUAUUAAUUAAAUUUAUUUAACUAAAUCUAAAACAUACUUAGUAUAUUGAAGAUAUUUAUCAUUGUCAAAUAUAAUAAAAAGUUAUAUUUUGUUAUAAGCCAUAAUAUUACAUUGUUUUCGCGUUAUCCAUACUUAUCCCAAUCCAGUAAAUUUUAUCGUGCAAUGUAUUAAUACCACAUGAUGAACGAAUAACGACCAGCUCUCAUUCACACCUACAUUUUUUUGUAUGUAUUCACCAGUUUUAUGAACAGCUAGAACUUGAAAUAUGUUUCGUGAUGAUAAAUUAUAUUAUAUUUGCUCAAUAUUAAUAGUUUAAGGUCAGGUUAUCAAAUUUUGAGUUACAUAAGUUGAUAUGUAUUAUGUAUAUAAUAGUAUAAUACUUAUAUAACAGUAUUAUAAUAAUAAAAUACUUAUAAAAAUUAUAAAUUAUAAUAUAAUUAAUACAAUAUUUAUAAAUUACAUUAAUAUAGCUAUUUCAAAAAACAUAUUAUAAAAUAUUAUAAGGAAUAUAGGCUGACAGACCGUCCCAGCUCAGAAUCAUUUUUUCGUAUGCAGCGAUGUAUUAUAAUAGAAUUAAAAUUUAACACAUUCAUAAGAGAAGUCUACUCGACAAAUAAUUUACAGCAAAGUGGUUCUCACUUGUUUGCGUUUAAAUGUAAAAUAAUUCAACAAACGGCAUUUCGUUUAUGUGUCAAACAGCUAAGAGAAGAGGGUUUCAAUACAAAUGCUGAUGCUGGACCACCUGAAAACAAGGACCAACGCGUUUUCAUUAUAAAGAAAAUGUGUAAUUCCUCGUUAAGUAGUGCAGCAAACGCUUAUAUAAAGAGACUAGAAAUAAACUAUUCUGCAUUGUAUACAAUGCUCACUACUGGGGAGGAUGAGAAUGAUAGAUCAGCAAUACAUAAUGAAGUAUACGACAGAGGGAACGAUUUAGAUGUAUUACAAGAUUUAAUAGAAGAACACGUUGAAAGUUUAUCCAGUAUGUACUUGAAUGAGCAGUUGGGAUCAAUAGGCAAUUUUGGGCUUAGUGCAAGAACGUUUUGUAAUGAAGCUAACACUAUAGGAGGGCCCAAUUAUAUUUCAGAUUUAUUUACAGAGGAAGAACUAUCUGCUUCAAGUUCAAAUGACAAUGAUUACGAACAUUUAAAUUUUGAGAAUGAAAAUUAUAGCUUUUUAGAUAAUAUACUCUAAGAUAUUAAUUAAUUAAAUAUACAUCAAUAUAAUUUAUGAAAUAAUUAAUUAUUAUAUAAUUUAGUAUUUUUUUUUUAUGUUAGUACUUUUGCUUUUACUAGUAGGUAUUAAUUUGUGAAAAUAAAAACUGAUUCUGUUAAUAUGAAUGAUAAAAAUUAUAAUAUGAUAGUUGGUAUGUGAAAAAAUUCAUCCAACAUUGUACACAAUGAAUCACUUUAUUUAAUUAAAUGAUACUAAAUUGUUUUUUUGACGCAUAAUAUAAAAAAAUAAAUAAAUAUAUAACAUAGGUAA